Suillus clintonianus is the source of this 1545-nucleotide messenger RNA. RefSeq lists its product as uncharacterized. Lineage: Eukaryota; Fungi; Basidiomycota; Agaricomycetes; Boletales; Suillaceae. The annotation marks the transcript as partial. The record is from RefSeq and is a predicted model, not a curated record. The transcript is spliced from 2 exons.
GUCCUUGAUGCAUUGGCUGCAAUUGAUCAUGGAGAUCUCGAGUUUGUACGUGCAUGCCACGAAGCUGGAAUUAAGCCUAUCAUUCAUCCGUUCUGGGAGCCCCUACCCUAUACCAAUAUCUUCCGAGCCAUUACACCAGAUGUGCUCCACCAAUUAUAUCAGGGUCUUAUCAAGCAUCUCCUUGGUUGGCUGGCUGAUGCGUUUGGAGCAGUCGAGAUCGAUGCGAGAUGUCGAAGGCUCCCCCCAAAUCACCAUAUCCGUCUAUUUAUGAAAGGUAUUACUAGCCUUUCACGAAUCAGUGGUACGGAGCAUAGUCAGAUAUGCCAUUUUCUACUUGGCAUCAUCAUCGACAUCCGACUUCCCAACCAUCUUGCACCGGGCCGUCUCAUACGAGCCGUCAGAGGUCUACUUGACUUCCUGUACAUUGCACUGUAUCCUUGCCACAGUUCCGAAACAUUGACUCUCCUUGUGGAAGCUCUGGAUCUUUUUCACAACAACAAGCAGAUCUUCGUUGACCUCGAAAUCCGAAACAAUUUCAAUCUUCCCAAGCUUCAUGCAGGCCGCCACUAUGUGUCGAUGAUUCAGACUUUCGGAACAACUGACAAUUAUAAUACAGAAUAUACCGAGCGCCUUCAUAUUGACUUGGCCAAAGACGCAUAUCGUGCGACAAACCACAAAGAUGAGUUCGUGCAAAUGACUCAGUGGCUCGAACGCAAAGAGAAAAUCGCUCGUCAUGAGAAGUAUGUCAUGUGGCACCUCCGCGGUAAUCCCAUUCAACACCAACGACGUCCACCAAGCCUGUCUUUCAACCGUGUUCAGACAUUAACGAAGCAUCCGAGUGCAAAAGCUGUCCCGAUUCAGAAGUUGGUCACAGAGUAUGGGGCCACAUACUUUCGUGAGGCACUUGCGAGAUAUGUUACACAGCUGCGUAAUCCAGAAGCUACCACUCGUCACCGCCUCGAGGAUCUUGCUGCUACUAUCCACCUUCCAUUCCGCACACUUCCCGUCUAUCACAUAAUUAAGUGGCGAUGUGUUGGUGCACAAGCACAUGGUGAUCAAUUUGUCACAGUGGACAGCGUGCACGUCAAGCCUCGUCGUGUGGCCACCAGUCGAACAGGCACUGACAUCCCAGCACGAUUUGAUAUGGUGCUGAUUAAUGAUGGGACUGGCCGUUCUGCAGGUAUCAAAGGUUACCGUGUGGGUCAGAUACGCGUCAUAUUCUCGAUCCCACGAAAUGCUGUUCCGAUGAUGUUCCCUACCACAAUCCAGCCCGCCAAACAUCUCGCCUAUGUUGAGUGGUUCGCUCAAUUUCCUCUUACACCCGAUUUGAACCAUGGAAUGUUCAAAAUCAGCCGCUUCGUGCAAUCGGGUGAGAGAGUUGCGGGUGUCAUACCUGUUACAAACAUCCACCGAAGUGUUCAUCUCAUUCCAAAGUUUGGACCUGUCGCACCUUGUCAAUGGACCAGUAGCGAAGUCCUCGAACAAUGUGACACUUUUUUUGUCAAUUCUUACAUUGAUAGGCAUACUUUUGUGACGGUUAGAUAG